Molecule: messenger RNA, 1317 nt
Organism: Postia placenta MAD-698-R-SB12
Lineage: Eukaryota; Fungi; Basidiomycota; Agaricomycetes; Polyporales; Adustoporiaceae
Exons: 3
Coding region: 1-1317 (438 amino acids)
Biological process (GO): L-arginine biosynthetic process; L-glutamine metabolic process; 'de novo' pyrimidine nucleobase biosynthetic process
Cellular component (GO): carbamoyl-phosphate synthase complex; cytoplasm
Molecular function (GO): carbamoyl-phosphate synthase (glutamine-hydrolyzing) activity
Source: RefSeq, a predicted model, not a curated record
AUGUUUGCUCAUCAACUCUUUCGCGUUCCUCGUUUCUACCGAGGUCUCGCAACCCAUGCCAACCACAUGCCUAGCCAGCAGCUACCUGCGGUGUUACAUCUCAAAACUGGACAGUCUUUCACUGGCAAAUCGUUCGGAGCACCUCGCAGCGUCUUUGGAGAGACCGUGUUCUCCACGUCGAUUACCUCUUACACAGAGUCGAUGACGGACCCUUCCUACCGUGGCCAAAUUCUCGUUUUCACCACUCCUCUCAUUGGAAACUAUGGCGUUCCCCGUAAUACUGCGCCCGUAAACUCGCAAGAUGUUGGUGUGGUUCUUGAGUCGGAGAGCAUCCAGUGCGCUGGCGUGGUCGUCGCCGACGUGGCCGAGCGCUUCUCUCAUUACUCUGCCGUCGAAAGCUUGGCAUCGUGGUGCGCCCGUAGCGGUGUCCCGGGUAUCACAGGUGUCGAUACGCGUGCCAUCACUCGCCUCCUGCGUGAUCAAGGUACAACCCUCGGGCGCCUUGCUGUGGGUGCUGACUCUGCGCUGCCUUCUCCGAAGUCCGAAGAAUUCUGGGACCCAACGACCGAGAACCUUGUUGCACAAGUUUCGACUAAAACGCCAUACGAGCUCAACUCAACCGGAGACGUCAAGAUUGCCGUGCUCGACUUUGGCGCCAAGGCGAACAUCCUGCGCUCGCUUGUGCGACGGGGAGCGGCGGUGACCGUGCUGCCCUGGGACUAUGACUUCAACACGAUCCGCGACCGUUUCGACGGGCUCUUCCUCUCGAAUGGGCCGGGUGACCCGAACCACUGUGCGCCGGCUGCAGCUCACCUGCGGCGUACACUCGCAGAGUGGACCAAGCCCGUGUUUGGGAUCUGCAUGGGACACCAGGUGAUCGGUAUGGCUGCGGGGCUUGACGCGUACCGGAUGACCUUCGGGAACCGUGGACACAAUCAGCCUGUACUCGCGCUCGCAUCGUCGGGUUCAAUCCGCGCUGGGCGUGUAUACGUGACGAGUCAGAACCACCAAUACGCACUGCGCCUACAGGAUCCGUUCCCAGCGGGCUGGGAGCCGUUCUUCAUCAACUGCAACGAUUCCAGCGUGGAGGGCAUCAAGAGCACCACUGAGUCUGGGCGCAGGGUUUGGGGUGUGCAGUUCCAUCCCGAGAGCGCAGGCGGGCCGCUCGACACGAUCGAGAUGUUUACAGACUUCCUGGCAGAGUGCCGUGCGAUGAAGCUCCAUUUGGGUUCGGAAACCAAUGAUGUCAUGGGUGCGAAGGAGGAGAUGCCGUUGUUGGCUCGCGAGAAGCCGCAGCGCGUCGCCGUCGCUGCUUGA